Messenger RNA from Oppia nitens, 1621 nucleotides. RefSeq names its product 60S ribosomal export protein NMD3-like (gene Nmd3). Gene Ontology annotation, biological process: ribosomal large subunit export from nucleus. Gene Ontology annotation, molecular function: ribosomal large subunit binding. Lineage: Eukaryota; Metazoa; Arthropoda; Arachnida; Sarcoptiformes; Oppiidae. The transcript has 6 exons. The record is from RefSeq and is a predicted model, not a curated record. The coding region runs from base 84 to 1589 and encodes 501 amino acids. Gene Ontology annotation, cellular component: cytoplasm; nucleus.
UAAGCGCCAUCUAUUAAGUGUUGAUUUUACAAUUGAUUUUAUAACCAACACGUGUUUGUUGAACGAAAACAUUGACCGAAAUUAUGGAGUAUUUGGAUAACACGUCGGCCGCCGUCGCCGAUACCGCAGCGACAAUAUUGUGUUGUCAGUGCGGAACAACUAUAACUGCUAACCCGUCCAAUAUGUGUGUGGCCUGUCUUCGCACUCAAGUCGACAUUACCGACGGUAUACCCAAACAAUUGAUUAUAUAUUUCUGUAAGAAGUGUCAAAGAUAUCAGCAACAAAUGGGUCAAUGGAUUACUGCCGAACUCGAGUCUUCGCAAUUGAUGUCAUUUUGUCUGAAGAAACUCAAAUCACUUAAUAAAGUUAAUUUGGUGGACGCGACGUUUGUGUGGACUGAACCGCAUUCAAAGCGCAUUAAGAUUAAACUGACGGUUCAAAAGGAGGUGAUGGGUGGCGCCAUUUUACAGCAGACAUUUGUUGUCGAGUAUGUGGUCAACGGACAUAUGUGUGAUGAUUGUCAUCGACGAGAGGCCAAAGACUUUUGGCGAGCAGUCGUUCAGGUGAGACAAAAGGCUACUCACAAGAAGACGUUCUUCUAUUUGGAACAAUUGUUGAUUAAACACAAAGCGCACGACAAAUGUGUUAAUAUUAAGGCCAUCGAUGGCGGCAUUGAUUUCUUCUUCGACAAGAAAGAUGACGCCAAGAAAUUGGUUGAUUUUCUGGUGACAACAGUUCCCGCCCGCUAUCAAACAUCGCAGCAAUUGAUAUCACACGACACGCAUAACAAUACCUAUAAUUAUAAGUAUACGUUUGCCGUUGAAAUAGUUCCCAUCUGUAAGGAUGAUAUCGUUUGUCUUCCAUUACAAACUGCCCAAAGUAUCGGUAAUAUCGGACAGAUUUGUAUUGUUCUUCGCGUUACAAAUUUAGUCUAUUUGUUGGAUCCGUUUACUCUGAGAACCUUUGAAUUGACGGCACAAAACUAUUUCCGAAACCCGUUUCGUUCGAUCUGUGGCUGCAAACAGUUGACCGAAUAUACAGUUAUGGACAGCGAUAUCAUUAGAGAUGAAAAUAUUAAAGUACCGGUUGGUCGUCGUUCAGAUAGACAUGUUUUAGCUGACAUAUGGCUGGUCAGGUCCAGUGAGAUCGGUAGCGACAAUCAGAAGCAUACGCGAACACAUUUAGGACAUCUUCUCAAACCGGGAGACUUGUGUCUGGGAUUUGAUUUCAACGGUGCGAAUAUAAACGAACAAAACUUUGAGAAAUACGAAAGAAGUAAUGCAAAUAAAAUACCGGAUGUUAUAAUUGUUAAGAAGUAUUUCGGUGACAAAGUUUCAAGAAAUAGACGACGCGAAUGGAAACUCAGACGCAUUGAUAUCGAUAGCAGAUCUGAUGGAAGUACUGUCAACAGGGAGUACAUGGACUUCAUGGAGGAUCUGGAAGAAGAUCCGAUGCUUCGACAGAAUAUUAACAUAUAUGCAGACAAAGAGAAAUUGGAGUCAGCAAUGGCUGUCGAUGUGGACGAACUAGAAGACGACGCGCCGAAGAUUACUCUACAAGAAAUGCUUGAAGACCUGAUCAUUGAUUAAUAUAUUAAAAUUAUAAAUGUUUAUUAUUGUAA